AUGUCCCUGCCCCGCCAACGGACAUCUGCAACUAGUACAGGGCUUUGGGUACAGGGCUUUGGGCCGUGCCGGUCGCCGAAGCUGCCCCAUCACCGGCCACUAUCACUGUUAGCCAAGGAGGAGACCGCACCCAGCAGCUCCAUCCGCACCUGGCCCGCCCACCCACGGAAGCCCAGACCUAGGCCCACCCGCCCAGAUCUGAGCCCGCCGCCGCCACCCCUGGCCACGGCCGCCCCGGCAUCAAGGUCGCACCAGCACCAGUGGCCGGGCCGCCGUGCCGCGCCGCCACCAAGCCGGGCUCCGGCAGCACACCCCGCGCCGGCCGGAGGGGAGGGGCGCCAACGCCAGUGCAGGCCGCCCCAUGAGGCCAGCAGCAGCGCGCACCGAGAAGAGCCAAUGCCGGCGGCGACAGCGGGGAGGGACGGGGGAGGAGGAUGGGUCGCGCAGAGCGACUACGGGGGGAGCCAGGAGGGUGAUGCCCCAAAGCCAGGAAUGUUCCAAACUCCUUGA
Lolium perenne is the source of this 510-nucleotide messenger RNA. Lineage: Eukaryota; Viridiplantae; Streptophyta; Magnoliopsida; Poales; Poaceae. The record is from RefSeq and is a predicted model, not a curated record.